AUGGUCAAUAAGGAUCACCUUCGUAAAGGUGAGAAGAUACAAGUUACUUCGAGUCUGAUGGCAGGCUCACUCUCAGGACUAGUGGCUAGAACCUUUACAGCACCUAUGGAUACUAUAAAGAUAAGAUUACAAGUGAUGCCAGGAAUGGGAUUUACAACAAUGGUCAAAGAUGUGCUCAAGAAGGAGGGUCUUAGAGGAUUUUGGAAGGGUAACGUACCUGGAUCUGCGAUGUAUGUGAUAUAUGGAGGAGUUCAGUUCAGCUCUUAUUCAUUUUAUAACAGUGCGUUGAAUGAAUUUGGAUGGGGGCCACAACUUCAAGGACUAAUUGUCGGGGCACUAGCAGGUAUGACAAGCAGCAUGGUAUCUUACCCUUUCGACGUAUUGAGAACUAGAUUCGCAGCAGACCGACGAGUAAUGUUUUCCAAAUUAACACAUAGCAUAUACGAGAUCUGGUCUCAAAGAGGUAUACAGGGCUUUUUCAAAGGCUGCCUCUCAUCAAUGCUAACCAUUUCUUUAAACACUUCUAUCAUGUUUGGAACCUAUGAAACCAUUAGAGUUUAUUGUGAUAACACUAGAGAACAGUUUGGCGAAAGACAAUGGCACCAUACAUUGGAUCAUAGUGCAAGCUCAAUGGGGGCCAUAUUGGCGAAACUAGCUACUUUCCCACUCGAUACAGCCCGUAGAAGGCUAAUGAUUAGCGAUUCAAGGAGUGUAAAUCGAUUUACACCGAAAAUAGAGAUCUACGAGAGGUAUAAAGGACGAGGAAUCAUUCGCGUUGGUUGGCAAAUUUUAACUUAUGAAGGUGUAUUUGCACUUUAUCGGGGAUUACCACUGGCAUUGUUAAAAAGUAUACCCACAACAGCGGUAAGCAUAUGGUCAUAUGAGGCCUGUCUAAGACUGUUGGUCAACUAA
Molecule: messenger RNA, 912 nt
Organism: Zygosaccharomyces rouxii
Lineage: Eukaryota; Fungi; Ascomycota; Saccharomycetes; Saccharomycetales; Saccharomycetaceae
Gene: TPC1
Product: thiamine transporter TPC1
Exons: 1
Coding region: 1-912 (303 amino acids)
Biological process (GO): thiamine pyrophosphate transmembrane transport
Cellular component (GO): mitochondrial inner membrane
Molecular function (GO): thiamine transmembrane transporter activity
Source: RefSeq, a predicted model, not a curated record